GCUUUUAGGAUUCAUCACGAGGUGGUGUGCCGUUACACUUAAACGCUAACAAUCAGAGCAUUCAUCCCAUGUUUCCUCGUCGUGAAAUCUUGCCUCAAAACAAGGCUGGAGGCUGGAUGUAUUUCUCUUCUAGGCAUUCAACAAAGCUCGUCAACGGCGGGAUCUAGAAAUUCUCCUCGCUGUGCUGGCGUCUGGGCAGCCGGACUUUCCGGUGAAGGAAAUCGCAACCACGAUACGAUGACUGCGAAUUUCGUCCGAGGAAGGAGCCGCACAGUACAUAAAUUUUUCAUCUUUCCGACUCUCGGAUUCUGAUCUUUUACAAAAUCUGUACGGCCUGCCGACUACCUACAGACCGCAUCACCUAGAAACUCCAACCUAGUAGUAUAUUCUAUCAAGAACAGCCGAGGGGUCAUCCUAGCACGAAAAGCCAAAAUACCGGUGUACAACUUUAUUACUCGUGCCGCAAGAAGUUAUUAUUUGAAGGUUUCAAAACGGAAACGUGACGAAAUUGUUUAUCACAACAUCAGAAUGAACGUCUCCGAGAUCCAAAGCGGUAUGAUCUCUUUGUCGGAUCUCCAAGUACCACCAGAAAUCAACAAGAUCGGGGAAGAAGUCGUCAAAGCCAUAGCCUUCACAUUGAUUCCGGUGGAACUUGCCUACUUCUCUAUAUACUUCCACACAAAAGGUGUCAGCCGACUGUUCAAAAUCCUUACGUUUCUUUCACUUGUCACUUUUUGGAUUUCUCUAGUUCUGGCACCGAUAUCUUGUGGUCCGGCAAGAUGUCUUCAACAUUUUGCCAGUAAGCUUACUUUUGCUCCAGUCACACCUCUAUAAGCAUUUUGCUGACUGAUGGUAUUUAGUCGCAAUCGGAACAAUGAAAGUCCUCGAUAUCUGGGCCCGUCAAGAUUCCCUCCCAACAUACACGGCCGGUUCCAAACCUCCGGAUUGGAAACUGGCCUUGAUGCUUCUAACUGAACUUCGUUAUGAAAGUUUCACACCUAAUAGUAUCCGAGUUCUCCGAAAACAGGAGAACUUCAAUGAGCCACUCCAACUUGCUCUCCAUACUCUUGCUUUUGCUUUUUUGCAGUCUUUACCGCAGAACCACUCGACCAUCUUGGCAUUUGAGGUGCUCUUGGCGAUUUACAUUAUCUGGACUUGUAUGCAGAUGACUCUUAGAUAUAAAAGCAGUCCCGCUCUUUUCGGUCCACUUUAUCUCGCGGAUAGCCUGACUGGAUUCUGGUAAUACGCAUCUCAUUCCAAACCAACAACAUCAUGUACUAACAACUCACAGGAGCGAAACGUGGCAUAACGCCUUCGCAUCCCCUUGCACAUCUCUCAUCUACGCACCAAUCCGCUACGGACUCCCAAAACUCGGGGUUCCAAUCGUACUAGCGCGUUCUCUUGGUGCCAUUGGUGCCUUUGGAUUAAUGGCUCUAUUCCAUGUUUUUGCCCUCAGUCCGAUAUUGUCGAACCAGGCGCUCAAGAGGAUUGCGAUUUUCUUCUUGUUGAAUGGGGUAGCGACUGUGGCGGAGGCUAUGGUCUGGGGUCGCAGGAAGCAUUGGAUGAAAGCUGGCCUGGCUUGGGGGUUUGAGACAGCGCUUGCGAGUUGGACAGCGAGUGGAGUUGAUAUCCCUAAUGGGUUGGGGAAGAUUGAUUGGGUGGGUGCUUGUAGGAGUAGGAGUUAA
Messenger RNA from Hymenoscyphus albidus, 1685 nucleotides. Lineage: Eukaryota; Fungi; Ascomycota; Leotiomycetes; Helotiales; Helotiaceae. The record is from the annotation of a GenBank genome assembly.